AGAGAGAGACAGACAGACAGACAGACAGAGGGAGAGCGACCGAUUGUGAAGUUUUUUCUGUAAUUCACUGGCUUGCAAUUACUCUAAGCUUGAAGGUGAAGAAUUGGAGUUUCUGGAGUAAAUUUUGGUGAAAAGCGGGAUUAUCGCUGAGCUUAACUUACUCAGUUGAGCCCCAACAUUGGGGUAAUUCUGCCUCGGAAUCAGCUCGAAAUGAUUGAGCAUCGUUAAGUGAGGUUGGAAACUAGAUGAAACGAAGGGUUAAUCCGUUGAAGUCGCAUCACCAAUGGAAGAGAAGGCUAUUAUUAAUCGUGCUGUUCUUGGGGUUUUGCUGGGCGAGUGUGGUUUUACUGGAGUCGCAGUCCAGUCGAAUCAGGACGUUGGGUCUGUUUUCUCCUCCUUAUGUUCAGAAGCCGAAAAUCGCGUUCCUGUUUAUCGCGAGGAAUCGGCUUCCGCUGGAUAUGGUUUGGGAUGCUUUCUUUCAGGGAGAUAAAGAGAACAAAUUUUCAAUCUUCGUUCACUCUAGGCCUGGGUUCCUCUUCAACAGGGCAACAACAAGAUCAACUUAUUUCCUAAAUCGUCAAGUUAAUGACAGCAUACAGGUAGAUUGGGGAGAGGCGAGCAUGAUUAGGGCAGAGCGUAUUUUACUGAAGCACGCAUUUGCGGAUCCUUUUAAUGUUCGAUUUCUUUUUCUUUCAGACAGCUGCAUACCGUUGUACAACUUCAGCUACACAUAUGACUAUAUUAUGUCUGCACCAACUAGUUUUGUGGACAGUUUUUCUGACACAAAAGAGGGCCGCUACAAUCCAAAAAUGCAUCCUGUGAUUCCUCUUCAUAACUGGAGGAAAGGAUCCCAGUGGGUUGUUCUCACAAGAAAACAUGCAGAGAUUACAAUGAAAGAUGACACAGUAUAUCCUAUGUUUCAAUGGCAUUGCAAGAGGAGGCCGCUACCUGAGUUUUGGCGACAGCAUCCCAUGCCUGCUGAUGUAUCGAAGGAGCAUAAUUGUAUACCAGAUGAACACUACGUUCAGACAUUACUGGCGCGAGAAGGACUUGAAGGCGAGAUUACACGGAGGACGCUGACUCAUACAUCAUGGGAUCUUUCAUCCGUCAAAGACCCUAAACGGCAGGGAUGGCAUCCCGUGACAUAUAAGUUAGCAGAUGCUACUCCCACAGUGAUCCAAUCUAUUAAGGGUAUAGAUAAUAUCUAUUAUGAGACAGAAUACCGAAGAGAAUGGUGCACUAGCAAGGGGAAACCCUCUCCAUGCUUCCUUUUUGCUAGGAAGUUCACUAGGCCAGCUGCUCUUCGGCUUCUUAACAUGUCUGUGUUGGGAGCUUCGCAUAGAAGCGACAAGUAAAUAUCAAAUUAAUAUCAACUAUAACCGGGAUAAGUGUUACCAAGCACGGAAAAGAUUGUGUAAUUUGUGAUGCAAAAAUAGAGGGACGGGAGCUGUAAAAAGGGUAGGGGAGAAGAAAUUGAAACCCCUGUAAGCUGUAUAUACUCGUGCUGUUGUUCCUUGCUCUAUGUUGAAAGAUGCUGGGUCUUCCAUAGAUGAUAUACAUUCUGUCUAGACCAGAAUGUAACUAGAGGAGACUUCUGCAAAACUUAGAGUUUGCGUCACUUGAACAUUUUGUAUGUUCAAACACGGUUUGAUAUUA
Rhododendron vialii is the source of this 1656-nucleotide messenger RNA. Its product is annotated as glycosyltransferase BC10. Gene Ontology annotation, cellular component: membrane. Gene Ontology annotation, molecular function: glycosyltransferase activity. The transcript is spliced from 11 exons. The record is from RefSeq and is a predicted model, not a curated record. The coding region runs from base 246 to 1355 and encodes 369 amino acids. Lineage: Eukaryota; Viridiplantae; Streptophyta; Magnoliopsida; Ericales; Ericaceae.